GUGGGGGGUGGAACGGAAGAGGGUUCGGGGAUCGAGGCCCGGAACGAAGGCAACCUGUUGCUCCGCGACCCGGAGCGGUGAGGCGGCGGCGCCGAGGGCUUCCGGUCAGGAGCGAUCGGGUCGGGAGGAGAACGGACGGGCCGGUCGGCCGGGCAGGACAUCUCCCGCAAUGGCUCGAAUUCCCAUGGGCAAAGUCCUGCUGCGAAAUGUCAUUCGACACACGGAUGCACACAACAAGAUUCAGGAGGAGUCGGAAAUGUGGAAGAUCAGAGAAAAAGAGAAGCAAGCAAGUAGGAUGAGGUUUCACCGCCAGCGAAGGCCGUCCGCGAGCUUGCCAGGGAACAGGAUGCGCUGUGAUGGCUACGACGAGGAGGAUGACAGCCACGAGGCGAAUUUUGCUGCUCGGAAGGUUCUGGCUGCCCCGCAGGACGAGCGUGAGAGCAGAUACUGGACAAAGAAGCUGUACGAGUUCGAAGCAAGUGACCCAAACAGGUGGGGUCACAGUGGCUACAAGGAACUUUACCCAGAGGAAUUUGAAUCUGAGAGUGACCACAGUGACAGCGAGGAGCUCCCGGCCAACGGGGCGAAGCCGGCGCCCGCCAAGCCCCCGGAGCCGGCCUCCCGGAAGCGCAAGCGCUCGAGUAAAGCCAGCAAGAAGAAGCGCAAGAAGAAGUCGAGGAAGAAGCUGCGGCGGAAGAGGAGCCUGCGGAGUGGCGGGUCCUCCAGCGACGGGGAGAGCUCGGCGGCGGAGGAGGAGGGCGCCGAUCGCGGGAGGAGGGCCAAGGCCAAGAAGAAACGGCGGCGGAAGGAGGCCAGGGGGCCGCCCCUGGGCCCCGGCGAGAGCGGCUCGUCGCCCGGCCGCGGCUCCGACACCAGCGGUGAGGACGAGAGCGGAUCCCGGAGCCGGCUAGGCGAGAGGAGGAAAGGGAAGCGGCGGGGGAGCGCUCCCAGGGAAGGGGGCGACCAGGAAGCGGGGGGCGGCAGGAGGAGGCACCGGAACUGGAAGCUUGCCCGGAACGACACCUCGGACGACAGCGGGGACGACGACUUGAAUUAGGCGACCCCCCGCCCCCCGCCCCAGCUCGUGAUCCCCGGGGGAUGUCGCUCCUCGCGGCCGGAGCCCAGCAAGGGGAGCCGGGCCGGGAAAAAAAUCAGGUGGACUGAAAAUGAUGCGGAGCUGGCCCUGUCCGGGGCCUCUCGGGCUGCUGCCGCCUUUUCCUGGACCUUACACGGGGCGCAGUUCCCUACUUUUGACACGGGGUGUCAGAGCCUGGGUGUUGGGGGGAUGUGGGGAUGGACUUGUGCAAAACAGCGCUUCACUUGCUGGUCUGCUGGCUGCCGUUGGCGGGUGGCAUACCACGACCGCGGGAGGAACUGGGCAGAUGGCGGUACGAACUUUGCCUCUGUACACAUCCCGGCCCUUCGGAGCAGGCCAGCGCGAAAGGUGCCGCACGUGGUUCAGGUUUUCCCGUCGGCUGCUACUUUGCCUGCCCGGGGGGAGCGAGGGUCUGUCUUCAACACGCCCAACCUGUGACUCCCCCACCUCACCUUCCCCCCAACCCCCGGCUCCUGUGUGAGCCUGUAAUUCUGCCAGACCCCCCCUCCCCCGCCCCCCCGAGGAGACGUGCGAAGUGAAAUUACAUCAGAGGAGCAUAGAGUUUAAUUGUCACGCACAGGAAUGCAGCCAAAUGAUACAGCAUUCGUCAGGGGUGGGGGGUCACGGUGCAGAUCGCAGAACCGACAGUCACCCACAGCGUGUGUAAUUAUGGUAUAGUCAAAAAAAAAUGCACAGAUGCAAAAUAUGUACGUAUACAGCCCAAGUCCCUGAGUGACAUUGGCUUCGACAAAAAGCCUCUGCUUUUUGCAUCCGCACAGCGGAAAGCAAAUGUGAUCCAGCUCGUUUUCCACCGAGCCCAGUGGGUCCCAGGGCAACACCCCCUCAAAAUCCUGGGGGUAGUUCAGAGCUCAGCAGGGCAGGCAACAUCCAAGGAAACUUUAUAAGAAAAUGGGCGACGUUUCUUGGGAUGGGAAAGGUGAAGGGCUGGAGAGGAAGGAAUCUGAUCGGAGAGGAGAGUGGACCGUGGGAGAAAGGGAAGGAGGAGGGACACCAGGGGGAGGUGAUGGGUGGGAAAGGUAAAGGGCUGGAGAGGAAGGAAUCUGAUGGGAGAGGAGAGUG
Messenger RNA from Mobula hypostoma (lesser devil ray), 2176 nucleotides. RefSeq names its product NKAP domain containing 1 (gene nkapd1). The record is from RefSeq and is a predicted model, not a curated record. Bases 170 to 1057 code for a protein of 295 amino acids. The transcript is spliced from 6 exons. Lineage: Eukaryota; Metazoa; Chordata; Chondrichthyes; Myliobatiformes; Myliobatidae.